Trypanosoma rangeli is the source of this 1929-nucleotide messenger RNA. RefSeq lists its product as uncharacterized. NCBI's taxonomy places the organism in Eukaryota, Euglenozoa, Kinetoplastea, Trypanosomatida, Trypanosomatidae. The record is from RefSeq and is a predicted model, not a curated record. The transcript has a single exon. The coding region runs from base 1 to 1929 and encodes 642 amino acids.
AUGCUGGCGCGCGACGUCGUACUGUCGCUACGCAGCCCAAUCGGGGGAGUGAAGAGGCGGCGCCCGUUCCGAUGCACACCCGCGCCGCGCCGCUGUGGUCUCUCGUGUUCCUCGUCAUCGCUUCACUUGGAGGCCUCUUUAACGUACGGUGAACCCCAUGCGAUUGUCGCGGCGUUUCUUCAGUCCGCGCAACGUGAGAAGUGCGGUGCCCUGCAGCGAGUUCUUCGCUGCGACGUCUCGAGGGACGCGCUGCUCUGCGCGUGUGUCGGCAUGGUGACGCCGUCAGGCCUGUGGCCGCCCUUCGUAGCGGAGCGGCUGAAGCUGCCUCGCGAGGGGCGAGACACGGAGUUGACUGCGACCUCGUGGCGGGCAUUUGCUUUCGCUCUCGUCCGAUGCAUUCACGCCGCGCAGGGCCAUGGCCGUACCACCUCGGCACUUGCACCUCUGUGCGCAACAUGUUUAGCUCCAUCCCUGCAACUUGGGGAACGUCUUGCCGGACUGUUGUCUGCGUCUCUGGGGAAGUUGCCAACAAGUAUAACGACUAGCGCGGCCACUGCUGCCCUUACCGCUGCAGAUGUUGCUACUGCAUUUGCGACAUGCUGUUCUUUGAGUAAAGUGGAGACGGUGAGGAGCGAUGCAGCGUGGCUGCGGCUGUGGUCGGGGAUGCAGGCCAGACCGGGCAAUGCAUUGAACCCCGCGUGGGUUCGCUGCCAAGAACUGCAUCUUUCUUGUCUUUUCCGAGCCGGCCGGCGUGAGGAGAUUGAGGCGGUGCUUCAGAAGAGCACCGAAACUUUACUGAUGAUGCGUCGCAUGUCAGAUGCGACCCUCGCAGAGCUUUUUCUUAUGGAACCCUUAAGUCCUAUGAUGCGCAGCCAAAUACUUGCAGCCCUUCUAGAGGUGAGCCGCGUGAAGGGCGAGGCUGCAUCGGCCCUUUUUCACACGCUUUCGCCCUUUGAACGCGGCCGCAUGCUGCCUAGUGUUACUCGAAGCAGUAUCCUUUUUGCAAAAGCACUGCGUUGUCUUGUGCUGCAGGCCCGUGAUGAGCCCUCGGUGGCGAACUACACACGGGUGCUCCACGACAUCCAGGGUCUCUGCCAGGUGUCGAACUCCUACGCGCUCGCGGCCUCGCUGGUCCCCCACGACAGCCCACUUGCUUCGCUCAUGACGGCGUCACUGGACGAGCAACGUGCUCGUUUACUGGCCACUUUUGUGGGGGCGGUGGCUGAGGCGACAGAGUUGGCUUGUGACUUCGCUCGCCGCGCCGACAGCGGCAGCGGCAGCGGCACUCAUGAUGACUGCGUAGAGGCCACACUGCGGGGUUGCGUCAAGGUACUCACGGGGUUAUUGACACUUUGUUCAAGCCGCCGUGGCAAGCUUCCUCAGCGAAGGGCGGAGCCAGAGUGGAGGAAGCGGCUGCACCGUGAUGCCGCUGUUCGCUCGCAUAAGUACGAACUACUUUGCUGUGAGCUGCCACACGCCCUCCUUAGCCGGUGUCUUUCCAUGCUUCUCUGCAACGGCUUUGUGUGUUCUGGUGCUGACCUUGGCGGCUGCUUGGUCCCUGCGGACUUUGUCGACCUGCAUUUUUAUGCGCUUUCCCUUCUCGGUUCACUCUACCAGGCCGUUCGUGUGGCGCAGCAGCAACCCGACGUUUUGCCGAUGAUUCGUGCGUUGUAUCACCGCCGACGAGAGGUGUUUGGCGAGGACGUUUCUCUUCGGACACAGUACGAUCCUGGUGCAGCGUCAUCUGACUCCAGUCCUGUGCUGUGCGACGCGGCGGUGGUGCAGUACAGGGUAGGCGACGCCGCCGCCGAAACAACUCUAGGCUUCCUGCACGCCCGUUCGACCGUUGCUGCCGGCGGUCCCCUGGUCAUUGACAGCAGCUUUGGCGUGUGGCUGUGGAAGGCCUCCGCGAGGGUGGUUUGGUAUUAG